This is a messenger RNA of Danio rerio (zebrafish), 1018 nucleotides long. It is a transcript of the gene sgta, whose product is annotated as small glutamine rich tetratricopeptide repeat co-chaperone alpha. Lineage: Eukaryota; Metazoa; Chordata; Actinopteri; Cypriniformes; Danionidae. Gene Ontology annotation, cellular component: membrane; nucleus; cytoplasm. The record is from RefSeq and is marked provisional. Gene Ontology annotation, molecular function: identical protein binding.
GGCUUGCUCUUGCAAGUUUGAACAAAUACUCAGAGGCUGUGAGCUAUUACAAGAAAGCACUGGAACUGGACCCUGACAAUGACACCUACAAAGUCAACCUUCAAGUUGCAGAACAGAAGGUUAAGGAAACACAGCCAAGCACAGCAGGGGGGUUGGGAGGAGUCGAUCUGGCUGGUUUGCUGAGUAACCCUGGGUUCAUGAAUAUGGCAUCUAAUUUAAUGAACAACCCUCAAGUGCAACAACUUGUAUCAGGUAUGAUGUCUGGGUCUUACAGUCCCGUAAGUAGUGCCACCUCACCAACAGCUGCUGGAGCAGGAGGUGGUGGUGCCAAUGACCUCUCCAGCCUCAUACAGGCUGGACAGCAGUUUGCACAACAAAUGCAACAGCAGAAUCCUGAGCUUAUUGAACAGCUGAGGAGUCAAAUGCGCAGCCGACCUCCCAGUAGUGCUGGCAAUGAUGAACCCUGACACUCCUCAUGAAUUGAACACUACUUCAUGGACACAUGGAAGAUGUGCUACUUUUUUUAAAGAUAUACCUUGUUCCUACAAGUCUGGAACAAGACCAAUUUAUCCAUCUGUAAAAAUAAAAUUAUAAAUUAAAAAAUGGGUUCCCACGGCCCAUUAUACCAAAUCAGUAUGUACACAUAUUGUUUUGAAAGUGAAGAAAUGUAUGAUCAAAUGAAAUGUCACACUACCAUUAUUUUCUCAUAUAGUAAUCCAGGUUAAUUGACUGCAAUUGUUACCUCAAUGAUAUAAUUCAGUUUUGCUGUUAACACAUCAGUGAUUCAUCUGUCUAGUGACAAGUCUCUGUCUGAUCUUAUAGGGGUCUUACUGGGAGCAUGCAGUCUAAACACUUACAAAUGUCGGAUUUCAAAUAUGAAUUUGAGGCAAAUUGUCAUGCUUUAUAAAUGUUUGCCAUGCUUGCAAUGAAUGAGAUUGGACAAUUGCCAUUGCCCUAAUUAAUAGCUGUGACUCUUAGUUUGUUCUGAUUUCUUUUGAAAUAAAUUUUUUUUUGUCAA